Messenger RNA from Caenorhabditis briggsae, 609 nucleotides. RefSeq names its product Protein CBR-GRL-8 (gene Cbr-grl-8). The record is from RefSeq and is a predicted model, not a curated record. The transcript has 3 exons. Lineage: Eukaryota; Metazoa; Nematoda; Chromadorea; Rhabditida; Rhabditidae. The coding region runs from base 1 to 609 and encodes 202 amino acids.
AUGGCUGCAGAAUUCCUCUUUCUCUUAUCCACAAUCCCUGUUGUUUUAUCAGCUAUCGUCCCAUUGCCGAACCCUCCAAAUCCUAUUCCAGAGCCUCCAACGGUGGACACCUUUCCAUCUCUGACAUCUGAAAAACAAACGCCGAUAGCUCUCGAUAUCACGUCAUCAGCUGAUCAACAAGAAAACGAAAGAAAAGUGUCAAGAAAUAGAGUCAGACUGCACUCUCAUAAUUCGAAAAUUUCAAAAUUAUCAAGAACGCGAGAAGUGGAGGUUUUAAGUGAGAAAUGCAACGACGAUGAGCUACAACAGAUUAUGCAAGAUGCAAUGACUCCCAGUUUGAGCACUUCCAAAAUGGUCAUAUCAGAACGAGCCGCCCGAGAUUUUGGGGCAAAUUUUGAUGUUAUUUGUGCUAGAGGACACUUUUCGUACUACGUGGAAGCAGAGUCUUAUUGUGAAGUCACACUGAACGACAUCACCUGUCUUGCCUUCAAGCCAACAUCUGAAAAUUCUGAAUCCAAACAAGAAACCACCGAUUUUGCAAAUAUCAGAGAGCAACUAAAUGGAAAACUGCGAGAAAAGGGAGAGGAUGAGGCGAAACUAAACCGAUAA